This is a messenger RNA of Bipolaris sorokiniana ND90Pr, 1045 nucleotides long. RefSeq lists its product as uncharacterized. Lineage: Eukaryota; Fungi; Ascomycota; Dothideomycetes; Pleosporales; Pleosporaceae. The record is from RefSeq and is a predicted model, not a curated record. The coding region runs from base 363 to 722 and encodes 119 amino acids. Gene Ontology annotation, biological process: 2-oxoglutarate metabolic process. The transcript has 2 exons.
CCGUGGGCAGACUCGACCCCCCCCCAGCCAAGCCAACUUUAUGCUGAGCGGCUUCGGCGUUAGCGUUGUCCCCGCCCGAAUGAAAUAAUAUUUAUGCCCUGCUCUCACUCAACCUGCUCGGCUCCCCUCCACCAACCUUGUUGCCUGCCUCUGCCUCUGUCUCUUCCUCUGCCUCUGCCUCUGCCUUUGCCGAAGCAUCCGACGCCUCGUACUACAUCACUGACCUGUUGCGCCUCGUCGUAAGAUACCAUAUUCGCCGAACCCCGCUUGGCUCUACUUCGGCUCAUUUCUGGACCUUGAUACCACCCGAACCGCUACCUGCCCUACGUACCACCACACCAAACCACCACAUACAUUUCACCAUGAACGCAACCAGGGCACUCGCUCGCCAGCCCAUGAUCCGCUUCUUGGGCAAGCGCACCACUCCUUCGCACAUUGAUCACACCCCGCAUGUGCACCCAGCCUCUCACAUGAAGGAGCUUCCCUCGUCAUUCAAGGCCUACCGACAGAAGGCACAGCAGCACGGCCCGCUCAACGCAAACGCUAGCGGCCUUGUUGGUGGUCACAUUGGUGGUGCAGCUGGCAGGAACCUUGGUCCAGUCGAGGCCGGAAAGGGCCUGUACUUUGAUCGCUCCGAGCUGCCUGCCCGUUUCCAAAACCUGUCAUGGACACAGGCCGAGAUGGAGCUGCUCGAGUCUGGUGGUGCCAGCCAGUUUGCGUAGAUGAGCAAGAGAUAACGACGCGAAGAUAAGGCAAUGGUUGAACGAGCUAAGAGGUACUGACGUUUUACGUUUACGCGCUCUAGUGCGGGGCAGAGGAUCAAAACUGGCAACAAGGCACGGCAUGAGAGCUAGACACGAGGUUUCGCGACAGAGGUGAGGGACACGUGGGGCUGCUUUGGUUCGAUACCCAUUAAGAUGGACAUUUCGAGGAUACUGGUAUUUGGGAUACGGCAUGGUUUUUUUCUUUACAAUCUUUUUUUUUCGCGGUUUGCUAGGGACUAUAUUGGAACUGUAUGGGUACUGUAUGGUGACAAGAACGGCAU